This is a messenger RNA of Morus notabilis, 584 nucleotides long. Its product is annotated as purple acid phosphatase 17-like. NCBI's taxonomy places the organism in Eukaryota, Viridiplantae, Streptophyta, Magnoliopsida, Rosales, Moraceae. The transcript has 3 exons. The annotation marks the transcript as partial. Gene Ontology annotation, molecular function: acid phosphatase activity; ferrous iron binding; ferric iron binding. The record is from RefSeq and is a predicted model, not a curated record.
AUAUUUCAUUUAUCCCGUACACUUUUCUUUUUCUUUACUUCUUAGUCAUAUUUGAUUAGCACUCAAUUCUCGUCUUUGGCCUCAUAGUUGUUCUUCGUUUUUCUUUCAAGCCACAAAAAGAAUAGGCGAUGGAAGUUCCUUACAAGAGAGUUAUGUCUCUUUACGCUCUCUUUCUUGUUUACUUUGGAAUGGUUGGAAUGCUUUUGUCUGCAGAGCUUCAAAAGUUCAAUCAAGCCGCCAAAGACGACGGAUCUCUGAGCUUUCUGGUCAUCGGGGAUUGGGGUCGAAGGGGCAGUUUCAACCAAUCCGAAGUCGCUUUUCAGAUGGGAAAGGUUGGCGAAAAACUGGACAUCGAUUUUGUAGUUUCGACUGGAGACAAUUUUUAUGACAAUGGAUUAACCAGUGAACAGGACCCAACUUUUGAGGAGUCAUUUUCCAAAAUCUACACUGCAAACAGCCUGCAAAAGCAGUGGUACAGUGUGCUGGGCAACCACGACUACAGGGGCGAUGCAGAGGCCCAACUGAGCCCAUUCCUGAGGAAAGUUGAUAGCAGAUGGCUCUGCUUGAGAUCUUUUGUGGUAAAU